Messenger RNA from Olea europaea var. sylvestris, 1893 nucleotides. Its product is annotated as probable protein S-acyltransferase 17. The coding region runs from base 184 to 1362 and encodes 392 amino acids. Gene Ontology annotation, cellular component: Golgi apparatus; endoplasmic reticulum. Lineage: Eukaryota; Viridiplantae; Streptophyta; Magnoliopsida; Lamiales; Oleaceae. Gene Ontology annotation, molecular function: protein-cysteine S-palmitoyltransferase activity. Gene Ontology annotation, biological process: protein targeting to membrane; peptidyl-L-cysteine S-palmitoylation. The record is from RefSeq and is a predicted model, not a curated record. The transcript has 10 exons.
UUCAAAAUAACAUUUCUUUGGUCUCCAGAUCCACACCAUACAUAUGCAUCAUACAUACAUGCGUCGGAAUAUACAGACAGCGUCUUCUGCAAAUUACGUAUUGGCGGAUUUGCAAUAUAUGAAAUUGACUACAAUCACCAUAAAGUUCACUUACAAUUUACCCAAAAGAAUUACCUUUAAUCCAUGGAAGUGCAGUGGCUUCUGGUGUGCCACGGCCUGGUGACGCUUUUGGUGCUGGUAUCGUUCCUCUGCGGUAAUUGGCCCAUUUUCCAGGGCACAUUCAUUCAGCGUAUCCACUUUUUUCUCACAUUCGGGGCCUAUGAUUAUUUCCGGCGAUUUAUUCAUUUUGUGUGUGGGUCUAGAGGCAGUAAUGCCGUAAACUCAGUUGAAUACUAUUUUUGCGACCGGCCUAAUCCCAUUUUACAGAUAAUGUAUUUGGGUAUAAUUGGAGCUACCUAUUACUUAAUUGCAACAUCAUCCUUCAGCUACAUUCCUGGAUACUACUUAAGUGGACAGCACAGGUUCAUGAGCUUCUUGGCAGUUGGCGUCGGUAUUCUACUCUUCCUAUUGACUAGCUUUUCGGACCCAGGAACGGUGACUUCUGCAAAUGUCCCUCAAUAUCUUUCUGCUUAUCCUUAUGACAACAUUAUCUUCUCAGAGAAAGAAUGUUCUACUUGCAGGAUCUCAAAGCCCGCUAGGUCAAAGCACUGCAGCAUAUGUAAUCGCUGUGUUGCUCGGUUUGACCAUCAUUGUGGAUGGAUGAACAAUUGCAUUGGGGAGAGAAACACCAGAUACUUCAUGGCUUUUAUUCUUUGGCAUUUCCUUAUCUGCAUUUAUGGAGUAGUAGCCCUUGCAUUGAUUCUUGCUGGUAGGCUGAAAGAAUUAAAAGUAAUCUACAUUCUAACAGAGUAUUAUGGCAUCGAAAAUUCUUUUAGGGCUUUGGCUCCGCAAGUUGUACAGUGGUUGUUGGGCGCGUACAACACACAAAUACUUAUUAUGAUGUUUUUAGCCUUAGUUUCUCUGCUGUUAGCUGGAUUCUUCACAUACCAUGCCAAACUCUGUCUUACAAACACUACCACAAAUGAGUCUUUUAAGUGGCAAGAACACUUGAGCUGGCAGAGGAAGGUGAGCGAGGCAAAGGCAAGUGCAGAAGCUCUAAAAGCAAGUUUAGAUGAACUAGGUCAAGAAAGGAAGCCUCAAGAAAGCAAAUGGAAGUCCUUCUUCAGAAGAUCUCGUCUGGAAGAAUUGGAAGUUGUUAAGAAUAAUGUGUAUGAUCGAGGAUUUCUAAACAAUAUCCACGAGGUUAUCUUUCCUCUCUCUACAAGGAGAUCGUUUUGGGCAAAUAAAUCAAAGUCGGGUUAAGUUUUUCCUCAUGAUCCUUGACUCAAUUUAUGCCCAGCGAUCAUGGCUUCAAGGAGGAAAAUCAAAUAGAAAGCUGAGUAAUUAUCUUGAACAUUAUCCAGUUCAUAGCAAGAGCAUUCCAAUACAAAUGGUCCCUCCUAUUGCUCGGAUGGAGCAGAUAGUUGGUAUACUUUCAGUUGAAGGAACUUUGAUCUCAUCUGCACCUUUCUCCUUGGGGCAAUGUGGGACUCUGGUUUUCCGAGGAUGUAAAUUCAUAGUUGUGUAAACUUGUAACUGGACGGUGGUAUACUCAUCCAUACAUUUGCAAUUCUUGAUUCUGCUACUGCUGAAGGCUUGCCUGAAUUUUUGUUGUGGAUGUGCUGGGAGUGUAAUUUUACAUGGUUUUUUGUCUUAUUAAAAACUUGCUUCUUAUUCCUGAUUGGGACUGUAAUGAGUAUUUUCUAUUCCAGUGCAACAAAAACACCUUCGAGGAAAAUUAUGAUGAAGGUGUAUAGGUGCACUAUUUCACGGUGGGGAUUGCAAAUUUCCUUA